GUUACAUCAGCAGCUACCUCCUGAUAUGGAUAAUCCCACCGCCACGCGACCUCCGACUAUAGAGCUACCUAAAUAUCCAGCAACAAGACAACCCCUGCUUGUCUGCCACACCCCGAUGGAACUGGAGCUGAAGAGCGAGGGCCGGCUCGAUGGCGGAUGAACAUCUGCUCCGCAAGAUCCACAGUCUCAGCGACCUCGAGCUCGCCGUCCUCCUCUCCCUUGUCGCGAAGGAGCACUGCCUGGUCAGCACUCCGGCCCCGGCCGUCGAUGAGCUCGUCGAAGAGCUGCGCCUGAUCUCGAUCAAGACCUUCGGCCUCGCCCCCGCCGUCAUCUCGUGCCACCCGCACACCACCCUCGACGACUUCGCGACCGCCCUCCUCCUACCCCACUCUCCCCAACGGCCCACGUCCCCCAACCGUCUUGCUCGCCCUCCCCAUGACCCGCCAGCCUCGUACUUCCCCUCCCAUCCUGGCUCCGGCCGCCGCCACCACAACCACCACCACCGCCCCCGCGCUUACCAGCAGCAACAGCAGCAGCAGCAGCAGCAGCAGCAGAAACCAUUCUCCCCCCUAGCCCCCGCCCAUAUCGCCAACGUGGUGAUAGCCAAGAACCUUGACCGCGCCCCAAAAGCCGUGCAGAUCCAAGCCCUAGAGCUGCUGCGCACCCGCCGCGUCUUCACCCGCUCGGCCGUACAGGCGGCGCCGAGGCAGUUCCUGUUUGUCGCCGCCGUCGCGGACCCCGGCCCCGGCCAUGGCCGCAGCGGUGGCGGCGGCGCACGCGGGGAGCUGACGCCCCACCUGAACGACCUCCUGUACCUGGCACACUGGCAUGACCCCGAGGACGGCUUCGCGAACCUGGACGGGGAGCCGCCGGCGCCGCAUCAGCCGGGCUGGGACGCAGACGCAGGUGUGGAUGUGGAUGUGGAUGUGGAUAGCGCGUCGACGGCGUCGAGCGAGAGCGUCGUCAAGACGCACGGCUCGGGCCCGCGGUCGGCGAGCCUCGUCUUCCAGGCCGACAACGACCGGGACAACGGGAGCGGCAGCGGCAGCGGUGGCGGGCAGCCGAUCAUCACGGAGGCGGACCUGUCGCUGCUGGCCUCGCUCGGGGCGCGGGCGCGCGUCGACGUGGACGUGGUGCGGUACCGGAUGAACGUGGUGUCGUUCCUGCGCAUGCACCGCGCCGUGGCCGGGGGCGUCUCGCCGGCGGCCACCAAGCACCUCGAGCGGCUGGCCGGUUGCCUCGCGCCGCUGCACGGCCUCGACUACGUCACCCCGUCGCUGGUGGCUCUGGCGGCGAGGAAGGUCUACCUGCACCGUGUGCGGCUGGUCUCGCCGGCGCACGAGAGGAGUAUGCAGUGGGGCAGCGAUUUGGCGGCGAUCGAGGCUGUUUUGGAGGGAGUUGGCCCUGCGGAAGUCAUUGAGGAUGUCCUCAGCAUGGUUGCCGCACCUGUCUGAGGCUCGAGAGGAAUAGCUGCAACUGGGCGGGCAGCUGUGGCGAUGCUGGUUGACUCCCUAGCAUAACGGACUACUUUGAGAGUGAAGCGACGCUUUAUCGUCUAGAUACAAGACAAGCUGAAAAAGCUUUAAUUACUGGGUUAAUAUGCUAAUAUUCUAAUAUUCAUACACUUUCCCGUGAC
Molecule: messenger RNA, 1636 nt
Organism: Phialemonium atrogriseum
Lineage: Eukaryota; Fungi; Ascomycota; Sordariomycetes; Cephalothecales; Cephalothecaceae
Product: putative atpase
Exons: 1
Coding region: 150-1454 (434 amino acids)
Source: RefSeq, a predicted model, not a curated record